AUGACGUCCACAUUGGAGGAGUUGCAGAAAGAUCUAGAAGAGAUCAAAGCAUUGCUGGAAAAGUCCACUAGAAGAGUGCAAGAUACUCUUACAAGUGAAAAGGCCAAGACUGAGAUGGAAAUAAAAGAGCAAGAUGCAGCAGAAGUCCCAGAAAAUGACAAUGAAAAGCCAGCUGCUGUGGUUGCUCAUCCUACCACAGGAUGCACUGUGAAAAUCAGUCACUGUGGAUGGGAUCAGGCGAAAUUUGUGAGAAUCUACAUUGCUUUAACUGGAGUUCAUCUGGUUCCCACUGAAAAUGGGUGGGGACACUUCACGGAGAGGUCAUUUGAUCUUCAGUUAAACAAACAAACAAACAAACAAAAAACCCUUAAUGUCAAGAAUUACUCCAUGAUUGUAAGCAAUCUUUUGAAACCCAUCUCUGUGGAAAGCAGUUCAAACAAAGUCAAGACUGACACAGUUAUCAUCUUCUGUGGAAAGAAAGCAGAAAGCACACAAUGGGACUACUUAACUCAGGUGAGAAAAGACUGCAAAGAGAACGAAAGACCUUUCAGUGACAGCGAAGCAGAUUCUAGUGAGGGAUUAAUGAAUCAUCUAAAGAAAAUUUAAGAACACGGGGAUGAUGAAGUAACCAGUAAUAAAUCGUGGGUGGAAUCCAUAGAAAAGCAAUCCAGAGAAGACGAAUUUUGA
This is a messenger RNA of Meriones unguiculatus (Mongolian gerbil), 687 nucleotides long. RefSeq names its product calcyclin-binding protein. The record is from RefSeq and is a predicted model, not a curated record. Gene Ontology annotation, cellular component: nucleus. Gene Ontology annotation, molecular function: tubulin binding; S100 protein binding; ubiquitin protein ligase binding. Lineage: Eukaryota; Metazoa; Chordata; Mammalia; Rodentia; Muridae. Gene Ontology annotation, biological process: heart development.